Messenger RNA from Orbicella faveolata, 3865 nucleotides. RefSeq lists its product as uncharacterized. NCBI's taxonomy places the organism in Eukaryota, Metazoa, Cnidaria, Anthozoa, Scleractinia, Merulinidae. The record is from RefSeq and is a predicted model, not a curated record.
GUAAUACUGGUCACGUGAUACUGGUCAGCGUCAGUGGAUACCUCUUUUUGACAGGUGUCAGUUAACCAUAACAUGAAUGUACAAUAUCAAAGACGUACGCUGUCAUGAACCAAGACUGCAAGACUUGGUCGACUAAUUCGCUGGAGUAUGGCCGCCAUGUUGCACGACUUCGUCGUCGGAUUCAUUGCGCGACGCCGGAUUCGACAUCGUCGGAUUCGGAGUCGUAGGGCGCACGCGAUCCAUGCCGCUGGCCAUGUUGACCAUGAAAAAAGAGUUGCAUUAUGUGGUUCCGUUCUUAUAGUUAUAGUGCGUGGCUUAGUGGACCUUCGGGUCGCCAGGGCUGCGCUAUUAAAUUCACUAAUAGGCUAAAGGACAAAGAAAAGAGCAGGGAAUGGUCUAACAUAGAAAAGACACACAGAAAACGAUCAUGGUCUGCAGAGUCCUAUAAGGGAAAGAAGAAAAGCAAAGCAAAACAAAGAGAAGCGAAGCGAAGCAAAGCAGCAACGCACUGCACCACAAAGCACCGCUCCGCACCGCCACCGCCACCGCAAAGCAACGCAACCCAAUGCAACGCAGCGAGUCCUCAUAUGAACCAAGUCAACCAACAUGAACAAAGUGAACCAGCAUGUGAACCAAGUGAACCAGCAUAUUAACAGAGAGCCGAGUUUCUGUCGCUAAAAAAGAAGACCGGAGUUGGCUGUUGGAAUGAAUUAGAUGAUGGCUGACGCAUUCUUACACAGUUUCGUUUCCUUUGCUGGCACCACGCUCAUACAAAGCAUCAGCUACAACAGAAUUUUAAAUUUAUUUCACUUUAGUCACGCUUUGUGCCCAUUUGCGCGAAAAAAGAUACCCAGAAGGAACCCAUACCAAUCUUCAAUCGAUCUUUCGAAAACAGCUACGCAACUAAUGGUUCGCAGAAUGGUUGGAAGCACCGCUUUCGCAGAAUUUUGUGGCCAUAUCAUUUUCAGCUUCACGCGAAGUGUGGCCGAACACUACAAUUUUGAUGAAGCGGAGCAUACCUCAGAUCUGUUUGGCUACAAUCCUCUUGAUGACAAAGGGACUGAGUGGUAUUGCCAGCCUGUGGAUGAGGUUAUUUUCCAAGAAUACAGCAACAAAGAAACAACAUCACUAGAUUAUCUCGCGUCUAGUAAUAUUGACGCCAGGUUUAUAGACGCAAGCUCGACAGAAGACAAGGAAGAAACAACACAGGAACCGCCGGAAGAUAGAGCAAUGGCCUGGAAGCGGCUUAGACCAUCGAUAUGGCGCACAGUUUGGAAUUCAUUGCUGUUUGGAUUUCUGAUGUCCGUUUUGACUGCCGCCGUUGUUGGAAUAAUCUGUAUUCUCCUCUACUAUCUCUGUUAUCAGACAAGGCUAAAUUGCGAAGGCAAACCCAAAGAAGCGAUCCCCAAAAACCUUCAAUGGAUUAGCACCGUUACAGAAACUGUCUGUUCCUUCAUGCUGUACUGCUGGUUUUUCCUUAACUCAUUGUUCUUUUUUCGGCCGUUUCAAAUAUGGGGUCUGAAGCUUAAAAUUUUCCUGCUAAGUUUGUCUUUCUACUGUUUGGCUGCAGGGUAUCGAAUUGCCAUUCAAUCCCUUGGAAUCUCACAUUCCAAGUUGUCAACUACACAAAGAAUUCCGCUAAAUGUUUUGUUUCUGUCAUGUGUCUGUUUACAGGUGUACAAUUUUUCCAAGCAUUUAGUUAACGGUCCAAGAAAAAAACUGUUCAGGCUGUUCGUACUUUUUGGAGUCCCAUGCAUGUUGACAUUUGUUGUUGCUCUUCUGGUAGCCUAUUUUAUCUAUCCAGCUUACAGCGAGCAAGACAAAGCUGGCAGAUUAUUAAUAGCACUAUUUACACCUCUCAUUGCAGUGUUUCUCAAAGGCAUCUCUCGUAUUUGUGUCCAGCGUUUGUGGAAGAUAAGCCAUCCGGGAACUUCAUUCGUACUGUUGUCACCGCUGUAUUGUGGGUCAGCGGUGUUGCUAAGGCUUUUACAAGUGGAUCUAAGCAGUUUGGAAUCCGUUGCGCUGAUUGGCCUAAUCCAUGGCAUUGCUGAAGUCGUAGAACGCAGCACAAUAGCUUUGAUUGAUCACAUUUAUAAUCAGGUCUGGGAGAGAAGACUAGUUGCCUGGGGAGGUUUUCGUACUCCUCGUUGUGAGCGGCUUGCAGCAGAUAUCGCCAUUAUGAGCGUGGUGUACGAAGCAAGUGCUGUCAUCUCUGCAAACGGCUUCUUGUACUUGUACCAAUAUUAUUACACGGAGAACAAUUCUCCCCAAGAGCUGCCGCAGUCUUUCGCACUCAACACCUUAGUGCCCUUGGCUAUUGAGUGGUUUUUCACAAGCCUAUCGUUUGCUAUUGAAACCRGUUACCUUAAUGUCCCUGUAAUAGCUGUAUGGCGCAAAAGAUGGAGGAGACAUAUCCUGGUAGCUAUAGUAAACUCAGUGGCCAUCACCCUUUGGGUGAGCACAACUCUUGUAAUUGCUGUAGAAGGACGUUUUAGUAACGUGACUAAAGUCCACUGCGAAGUGCCAUUCAGCUAACCAGUUUUCAGUUGUGAUUACCUCUGAGGUAUAGAAACUGAAUGACUGAAACACGCUUUAGCAAAGUUUCGUUCGAAUCCGUCACUUUACCCACGAGAAGAAAUGUUGAGUAAGUCUCAUCUCACAGUCGCUUUUGGUGCCGUUAAUACGAUCAAAGAGGGUUCCUGCUUACUACGGUUCCGGUGAACGACUGCGAGAAACACUGUAGACUUUCGGUUUUCAAGGUCAGCGCACGUGUUAACUAGCGAAUUUGUUUAAGAGGAAUGAGUAGCACGUCAUUAUCGCAAUGGCUACCUGUCCUACCUAACGUAAAAUUUUCUGAUACAGUAGUACAUGCAGGGUUAAGCGGCUGGUUUGUCACCUGGGUCAAAGUUUGGUUCCCGCUGGGUGUUACUUGUGACAGCGAUUGAAAUGUGCAAUUUGUAUAUAAGGUUUUUAGUGAUGCAGUAAAUGAGAUGAUUAAUGAAUAUCGUUCCGCCGGUAGAAUGAAAUGUAUUCCAAAAACACCCAAUGUUACAACACCAGGUCAGCCGUUGACAAUAAGAUGUUAGCUAUUCAAAUGUCGUAACAAUUCAGGGCCUCGUCAUCCUGGCUUCGUUCAUUUCACGGUAGUCGAGUAAGACUUCAGAAUAAUUUAAGCAAUAUUGUAAGGCAAGUGUGUUAACAGGCUAUGUACGUUUAAAAACAAAUUGGAACUGGAUCAUUUAACGAAUAAUAAUUUUUUAAUCAAGAGAAAUGUCUAAUACCUACCUAAAUUUCACCUGUGUUUUUUUUUAUACUAAAGUUCACAUUGCAGACGUCUUUCGAAAAAUAAGUAAUAAAAUAAAAACUAUAAACAAUAAAUGAUAAAUUAAUCGCUGACAUUGUUAAACCCCCGACAUUUUACCCUCGAUCCUCAACAAAACCUACACUCUCAUCUGGUGCUCCGCGAGAACGAUACGAUACGAUAACUUUAUCUAUACAUAGUUUUUCAGGUAUUUCCAUCAGUCUAUUUAUGACCUAUCGAAUACAUCUAAGAGGAUCCCCGAAAUUCUAUGCUUGGAGUAAAACUUUUCAGGCCAAGAGGUACAGUCCACUCUUGGUCGGCCUUAUAGGAAGAACGAAGCGACUAUAAUACAGACGAAGGCGAACUGAAACUGGCAUAACAGCUAGCGUCUUAAUCUUACGGACGUGUCCACAGCACAGUCAAUAUUAAUCAUGCCAUUUGGAGCUCCGUAUUACAAUGCCAUUGGAUAGAAUCGAAUACCACACAUUUACUUUAACUCACUCGAGAUUCACGUCUCCUAAAACGCAUGAAUUAACCGGAAUAUAGAAAUUUUUUGUUUCCAUC